Molecule: messenger RNA, 1060 nt
Organism: Globicephala melas (long-finned pilot whale)
Lineage: Eukaryota; Metazoa; Chordata; Mammalia; Artiodactyla; Delphinidae
Gene: VAMP7
Product: vesicle associated membrane protein 7
Biological process (GO): exocytosis; endosome to lysosome transport; vesicle fusion
Cellular component (GO): SNARE complex; membrane
Molecular function (GO): SNARE binding; SNAP receptor activity
Source: RefSeq, a predicted model, not a curated record
GCGCGGGCGGGGCGCUUUUGCGGAAGCCGGCGGCGUCUGGUUCAGCCUCCUCCGGGAGCAGGCAGUUGGCGACCCCGCGCUAACCGGCGCGACUCUGUCCCGAUCCCCGAGUUCUCACACGGUGUCCAGACAGAUCGAAGCCAUGGCCAUUCUUUUCGCUGUUGUUGCCAGGGGAACCACUAUCCUUGCCAAACAUGCUUGGUGUGGAGGCAACUUCCUGGAGGUGACAGAGCAGAUUCUGGCUAAGAUACCUUCUGAAAAUAACAAGCUAACGUACUCACAUGGCAAUUAUUUGUUUCAUUACAUCUGCCAAGACAGGAUUGUAUAUCUUUGUAUCACUGAUGAUGAUUUUGAGCGUUCCAGAGCCUUUAAUUUUCUGAAUGAGAUAAAAAAGAGGUUCCAGACUACAUAUGGUUCAAGAGCACAAACAGCGCUCCCAUAUGCCAUGAAUAGUGAGUUCUCAAGUGUCUUGGCUGCACAGCUGAAGCAUCACUCCGAGAAUAAGGGCCUAGAUAAAGUGAUGGAGACUCAAGCCCAAGUGGAUGAACUUAAAGGAAUCAUGGUCAGAAACAUAGAUCUGGUAGCUCAGCGAGGCGAAAGAUUGGAAUUAUUGAUAGAUAAAACAGAAAAUCUCGUGGAUUCGUCUGUCACCUUCAAAACAACCAGCAGAAAUCUUGCCCGAGCCAUGUGUAUGAAGAAUCUCAAGCUCACUAUCAUCAUCAUCAUCAUAUCGGUCGUAUUCAUCUAUAUUAUUGUGUCACCACUCUGUGGUGGAUUUACAUGGCCAAGCUGUGUGAAGAAAUAAAAAAGUUAUCAUUAACCAAGGAUACGAGAGAACAAAGAGUUAAAAGCAAUCCGUGUGAUUCAAGCCUUUUAAUACUGACAGAUGGUGUCUGCCAGUCUCUUCAACCCUCUUCUUUCUCUUUUUUUAAUAUUCUUCUAUGCCUCCAGAUUUAUCUUUGUCCUAUCAACCAGUUUAUUCCAGUGCACUUCAGACCGAACCAUUUAUUGCAGCAGGAGCCUUAAAAAGGCAUUUUGUUUCUUUGGUUUGUUAACUAGU